UGCCAGCCGGGCACGGGGCAGGGGCCGCCGCGGAGCCGCCCCCGGGAGAGCCGGCGAGUGCCCGCCAGGGGCCCCGGCCGGGGCGAGGAGGCAGCGGGACGCGGCGCCGUGGGGCGCCGAGGCGAGACGGGGACAUGCCCCUUCACCCAGCCCGCCAGGAGAAGUGAGCCCCGGGUCGUGCCCGGCAUGGCAGCCCCCCUCCGGCGCCUCCUGCUCCUCGCCGGGGUCCUGGCCCUGGCGGGCUGCGCGGAGCCGCCGGACAGAGCCGCGGAGAAAGAGAUGGUUCUCCGGCAAUAUUCUGGCUAUGACGUUGUUCAUCCAAUCCGAGUUGAUGAGAGCGGAUCUUUUCUGUCCUAUGAUCUGGCUCAUCGCGCAAUUCACAAAAGGGCCCUUUCCUCAAGGAAAAAUUUGCUCUCCUUUUAUGAGCUGCAUUACAAAGGACAGCACCUAAAAUUCAAUUUAAGCGUUAAUAACAAUCUCCUUGCUCCUGGGUUUGUUAGUGAGAGACGAUAUGGAGGAAUCACCAAUGCCAAGAUCCAGUCUUACAAUCACAAGUCUUGUCAUAUGAUUGGAGAGGUCCAGAACUGGGCGCUGAAAGGUGGUUUAGCAGCUCUUAGCACGUGUGAUGGGCUGAGAGGUGUAUUUCGGCUUGCAAAUGAAGACUAUUUCAUUGAACCUCUGGCUACAAAUAAGCAUGAGGAUGGUACAGCCCGUUCUCAUAGGAUCUAUAAACGUCAUGCUCCAAAAUAUGAGGAAGAAGAGUCGAUAGUGGAAUCCAGCAGAAAGCGAGACAGGAAACAGCCCGAUACCUUGGGAACAUGUGGAGUCCAAGAUACUCCGCAAAGCCUGGAGACGCCUGAGAAACGGAGAGAGAGAUGGGAACAGAAACAGCAGAGGAAGCGAAGAAUAAAGCCGCGCUCCAUCAGCAAGGAGAAGUGGGUGGAGACCUUGGUGGUAGCGGACACCAAGAUGGUGGAGUAUCAUGGAAGUGAAAAUAUAGAAAAGUACGUGCUGACCGUAAUGAACAUGGUGGCAGGUAUAUUCCAUGAUGCCAGCAUUGGAAACCCUAUCAACAUUGCAAUAGUUCGUCUUAUUCUGUUAGAAGAUGAUGAGGAGGAUUUGAAAAUCACCCACCAUGCGGACAACACCUUGAAAAGUUUUUGCAAAUGGCAGAAAAGCAUCAAUGUGAAAGGAGAUGCACACCCAUUGCAUCAUGAUGUAGCUGUCUUGCUCACCAGGAAAGACAUCUGUGCUGCAAUGAACAGGCCUUGUGAGACUCUGGGUCUCUCUCACGUGUCAGGAAUGUGUCAGCCUCACAGAAGCUGUAAUAUAAAUGAGGAUACAGGACUUCCCCUGGCUUUCACCGUGGCACAUGAACUCGGACACAGUUUUGGGAUUCAGCAUGAUGGAAGCGGCAAUGACUGUGAGCCAGUUGGGAAAAGACCUUUCAUCAUGUCUCCACAGCUCCUGUAUGACACCUCUCCACUCACCUGGUCCCGCUGCAGCAGGGAGUACGUCACACGAUUCCUCGAUCGAGGCUGGGGGUUGUGUCUGGAUGACCCACCUGCCAAAGAAGUGGUAGACUACCCCUUGGUUCCACCAGGAGUCCUCUAUGACGUCAGCCAUCAGUGCCGGCUGCAGUAUGGAGCAUAUUCCGUCUUCUGCGAUGACAUGGAUAACGUCUGCAAUACGCUCUGGUGCUCAGUGGGGAACACGUGCCACUCCAAGCUGGAUGCAGCCGUCGAUGGCACAAAGUGUGGCGAGAACAAGUGGUGCUUCAAUGGAGAGUGUGUGCAGGUGGGCUACCACCCGGACUCUAUUGAUGGAGGCUGGGGAACCUGGAGUUCUUGGUCUACUUGCUCUCGGACAUGUGGUGCUGGCGUGCAGAAUGCAGAAAGGCAAUGCAACAACCCCACACCGAAGUAUGGCGGUAAAUACUGCCUUGGGGAACGGAAGCGAUUCCGGGUUUGUAACAUGAAGCCAUGCCCCACAGACAAACCGUCCUUCCGCCACAUCCAGUGCAGCCAGUUUGAUGCCAUGCUAUAUAAAGGGAAACUCUAUAAGUGGAUGCCGGUACCAAACAACAUCAAUCCGUGUGAGUUGCACUGCCGCCCAGAGGAUGAAUACUUUGCCGAAAAGCUCCGGGAUGCUGUCAUUGAUGGGACUCCAUGUUACGAAGGGAACACAAGCCGGGAUAUCUGUAUCAAUGGGAUCUGUAAGAAUGUGGGCUGCGACUAUGAAAUUGACUCCAACGCGGUCGAGGAUCGGUGCGGGGUGUGCCAUGGGGAUGGAUCCACCUGCCAGACUGUGAAAAAGAUGUUCGAGGAGAGCGAGGGUCUGGGUUACGUUGACAUUGGGAUGAUCCCAGCUGGAGCCCGGGAGAUUAGAAUUGAGGAAGUGGCAGAAGCAGGAAAUUUCCUGGCCUUGAGGAGUGAAGAUCCAGAGAAAUACUUUCUGAAUGGCGGGUGGACCAUCCAAUGGAACGGAGAUUACAAAGUGGCUGGGACAACCUUCACCUAUGAGAGGACUGGAAACUGGGAGAACCUCACAUCCCCUGGGCCCACGGGGGAGCCCGUCUGGAUCCAGCUGUUGUUCCAGGAGACGAACCCAGGGGUUCGAUACCAGUACACUAUCCGAAGGGAGUCUGACCAUGAGAAUGAGAUUCAGCCCGCAGAGUUUUUCUGGCGAUACGGCUCCUGGACUAAGUGCACUGCCACAUGUGGGACAGGCGUUCAGAGACAGAUUGUGCACUGUGUUGAAAAGCUGGCGGGGCUAGUGGAGGAGCGGUACUGUGACUCAUUGACCCGACCCGAUGACAAGCAGCGGACGUGUAGCGAAGAGCCCUGCCCAGCCAGGUGGUGGGUUGGAGAGUGGCAGAAAUGCUCUGCCACUUGUGGUGAAGCUGGGCUCAUGAAGAGGACAGUCCUUUGCAUUCAGAGUGUGUGGCUGGAUGAACAACGGGCUUUGCAGCACACACAAUGUCAGCAUCUCUCCAAGCCAGAUGCCACUGCGCCCUGUAAUAGGGAUAUCCUCUGUCCUGCUCAAUGGGCCAUAGGCAACUGGUCUGAGUGCUCAGUAACAUGUGGAAAUGGAACACAAAGACGCCUUGUUUAUUGCAGUAACAAUACUAGGACAACUUGUGAUCGUACACAGAGACCACUGUCAGAAACUACUUGCUCCCUGAAGCAAUGCCAGAAGAAAAUAGAAAAUGCCAACACUGACUGGUCUGGCAGCGGAUCUUCAAGCAGAGAACUAUUUAAUGAAAUAAAUUACAUUCCCAAUCAUCACAUUUCCCACUUCAGCCCCUCAAUUCCAAAUAAUCCAAAAUCCAAAGACAAGAAUGUCAUAACUGAGGAAGAUUUUUCAAGCAGCAGUAACAAAAAGGGAAAUGUGUUUGUUGAUGAUUUUUACUAUGAUUAUAAUUUUAUCAAUUUCCAUGAAGAUCUAUCCUAUGAUCCCCUGGGUGAGAAAGACAUUAAGAGUGAGGGGUUUAAACCAGAUGCAGAGGGCGAGGCAGCUAAUAACCUGGAGGAUUCUAAUGAAACGUCUCCUAACAUUCCAUAUAAUGUAAAACCAGAAGGAGAACGCAAUGAAGGAAACUCAGCAAGAAGUGAUACAAGUACUUCUGCAGAUGUGCAUAAUGAAGAAAAGGACAAAGCUGGGGUUGGAGACAGUAAGACUCUCUUCAGCAUAACUGAAGAAUAUGAGGAUAUCAGGACAGCUACCGCCCACUACAUAACCCCCUCCUACAUUGGAGAGAAGGAGGAGGAAAUGCAUAUGCCACUUUCUGAAGAUCAGCCAUCCACUGAGAAUGGAACAAGACUUUAUUCUAUAAACAGCCCAGAUAAUCUGCCCUCUGAUAAAACCCAAGGAGUCCUGCUGACAGAGACCAUUUCUGAAGAGGAUGCGACAGUCACCAUCCCCUCUAUCAGUUAUCCUUAUCUGGCCAUCCCCACUCCACCACUGCCUGUUGACAAGGGCAGUGCUGGUGGAGAAGAGAUGUAUGACAUUUGGGGAAGUCCAGGAGAGCCUGGAAGCAGAGAAGAGGAUGGUAAAAGCACAGAGGUUCCUGUUAACAAUGACAGCAAAGAUGAUGGCUUGGCUGGUAUUGCCCAGCCAGGCCAGGAAGAUACCAAUGAAAUGGAUUUGGUCAUCAUUGAUGAUGGUGAAACUGACUCCAAAACCAAAGAUGAAAACGCAAAGGCCGGUAUAACCGCAACAGCGGAGAGUGCAGAUGUGAACAGGCCCGCAUAUAACCGGCCUCCCCAGCCAACGACAAACGAGCCACUGCAUCCUGCAGCUAAGGACAUCCCUUUCCCCUCCACUGAACGCAGAUCUGAGCAGGAAACAGGAGGCACUCGUGAAGACACGGACCCCACUAUGGGUUCAUAUAAUUCAGAUAACAAAGAACCGGAUGACCAGAUAUUCCGGUCAGAGGAUGUACAGAACCAGCUAGAUGAUUUCAGUGCUGUUUCACAGACACACAACACGCAAGCAGCCACCAUGACAGCUCGUCCCCUGCUGUGGUCCAUGCCCCCCCACAUGCAUGAGCCAUCCACACAAGAAAGCAGGACACUUACAUCAAACAGUCUAGCCCACCAGGGUGCCCAAGCACCAGCCGUGCCAAUAUCUUCAGAUCCAAACCCCACAGGUGGUCCAGAAGGGACGCUUUCUGCUUUGCCAGCCGAGUUAGCCACAGCAUGGUGGGCUGAGAGGGAAGCGAAUGAAAUAAAGACGACUCAUUAUACAAAGGAUGUGUUUUCUGAUGUGCCCGGGGCCACCCGCGCAGGCCCAAAUGAAAGCGCGGGCCCGAGUGAGAGCUCGCCAUGGGGCACCCAAAGGAUAUUUGCUAAUCGGGAUGGAGAACACGGAACAUCUCUCCCCACGCCCAGCCUUCCAGACCAGCAGCAGCAGGAGGCAGAAGCAAAGGAGGGUUCUUUCCUAUUGCUCCCUGCUACCAGAGCAGCCCCAGUAACGACCAGCUGGGAAGUUGGGAGCUGGAGUGAGUGUUCCACAGCCUGUGGCUUAGGAGCUAGCUGGAGGACAGUGCAUUGUAGCACAGGCAAAGAUGAAGAUUGUGUUGCUGCAAAUAAACCUGUCCCUGCUCGAAGGUGUUACCUGAGACCAUGUUCCUCGUGGCGUAUUGGAAACUGGAGUAAGUGCUCCAAGAACUGCGGAGGGGGACUGAAGGUUCGGGACGUGCACUGCGUUGAUUCCCGAGAACAGAGGCUUCUGCGGCCCUUUCAUUGUCAAGCUGUUUUCUACAAGCCCCCAGUGCAGACUUCCUGCCAAACCAAGCCUUGUCUGGACUGGUAUACCUCAUCCUGGAGAGAGUGCUCUGAGUCAUGCGGCAGAGGUGAGCAGGAGCGCUUAGUUACAUGUCCAGAAUUCAGACGGUGUAAUGAAAUGUUAAGGCCAAAUAACACAAGACCCUGCAACACUCACCCAUGUACCAAAUGGGUAGUAGGAUCAUGGGGAGAGUGCACAGCUACCUGUGGUGGUGGCAUCCAGCGGCGACAGGUGAAGUGCAUGAAUACAAAAACUGGCGAAGCUGAAGAAGACAGUAGCCUAUGUGACCACGAAAAGUGGCCAGAGAACACCCAGAAGUGCAAUCCCCAGGACUGUGACAAUAGCGAGUCAAUGCUUAAUGAACAUUAUGGAGAGCUCAAGAACUGUCAUCUUUGCAGCAUCCCUACAGAGGGCACUUCUUUUGCUCCUUCUCUUUUCUGUUCAAUGUCACUUUCAAAGUGGAAGUUCUACUUCAUCUGUGAGCGGGACCGCCUCACGUUCAGUUUUUGUCAAACUCUAAGGAUUCUGGGAAGAUGCCAUCUUCCAACUGUCAAUGUGCAGUGCUGCCGAACCUGCCGCCAGCAUGGUCACAGUGCUCGGGAUCGUGGGAAUGAACGUGUCUCCAGGAGGUGAAACCAUUUAGGUAGAAGGACCCUUUAUGGGGAGGGGAAAAACAGAGCUGUAGAAGCUUCAAAAGAACAUACAUUAUGCAGUGAACAAAAGGAACUCCUUAAAACUAGGUUUUGCCACAUGGUCUGUUCAUAUAGCAAUGCAAAAUGUUGCUACAAGUUCCUCCACUGGGGAUUUUGAAUGGUGCUCUUUAAAAACACAGGGAAGAUUUUAUUUUUUUUUAAACUACACUACAUGGUGCUCAAAUGAUCAGUCUCAAAAACAGAGCCUAGCUCUCACUAGACAGCACUCAAAGUCCUGCUAGUUACCAUGGAGAAAUGUACUGUUUCCUAGCAAGUAGCUGAGAACAGAUACACUUUUCCAUAUCUCGUGUCAUGCCUAAUGUUAGACAAUAUACAAGAGAACAUUUUAGGAAACAAACUUAAAACAGAAUAGCAAACAUUUUUGGGAGAUCUCUCUAAAAGAUGGAUGGUGCUAUCAUUUGACAUUUUCAGCUUUUGGUUGGUGUUGGCAGGCCAGCACAAAACUCUGACCAAGUGACUUUUUAUUAUUAUUAAUUAUUAUUAUUAUUAUUAUUAUGUAUAAGUGAGCAUCUAUGAUUCCAAACAGUGUAGCUUUUGCCUUUUUUUCUUGAGGGACUCAAAGCUGGCAACCCACUUUUGUAAUUUACUGAAGAAUGUUUACUAAUUGAAGUCAGCUCUACAUAAUUUAAGAAACUGAGAGAUCAGAGUGAGCAAGGAAGCAAAAUACCUGCACUAGUCAUUAUCAUCAAGAGUAUUAGGCUUGCAGAUCCUCCAGUAUGUCUGAGUAUUCCUCACACUUUUAAUGCUGCUGCUGGUUUUCUGUGUAAAAGUGAGUGUACAUAUUAGUGUGUUUUGAUGGAGGCUAAAGGGGUGAGGACAUCAACACAUGAAUGAAGAGAUAAAUUUAGGUUGGAGGAAAAAUUACAUUGUCCCCGGCAUAUAUUUGUAAAGAGUCCAGAAUACUAUCCUAGUCUAAUUCAUGAAGAAUGUAUUAGAACUGCAUCUACUGCUAUUUUACCUUCUCCACAUUAUUCCUCUGGAAGGCACAAAUGACAAAUUGGAUUGUUAAUAGCAUAACUGGAUUUCUGCAUGUGAUUACAACACUUUGUAUAAGUUUGGUGGUUAACUAAGGUUUUGUCUUUGUUUCUAAACAAAUUUAAAAAUCUUCUUUCUGCUUAUAUAGCUUUACUUUUGUUAAAGUUAGUUGAUUCCUUUAACUAGGCUGUCCAAUAUUGUACAAAGAAAUGGUACAUAAUUAUCAAGGCAGGCAUUGUUCUUAUCUGUCGGGGGUCCAAUAGUGGCUGUAUGUUAAUCCCUCAGUGUAUUAGGAAGGACGUAUUAUAUUGGUCCCUGGAAGAAGGUCCAAAACAUUCAUUUGUAUGUAACUCUUCA
Messenger RNA from Dermochelys coriacea (leatherback sea turtle), 7334 nucleotides. RefSeq names its product ADAM metallopeptidase with thrombospondin type 1 motif 7 (gene ADAMTS7). NCBI's taxonomy places the organism in Eukaryota, Metazoa, Chordata, Testudines, Dermochelyidae. The coding region runs from base 187 to 5922 and encodes 1911 amino acids. The transcript is spliced from 25 exons. Gene Ontology annotation, biological process: proteolysis; extracellular matrix organization. The record is from RefSeq and is a predicted model, not a curated record. Gene Ontology annotation, molecular function: metalloendopeptidase activity. Gene Ontology annotation, cellular component: extracellular matrix.